Messenger RNA from Prunus avium (sweet cherry), 2303 nucleotides. RefSeq names its product mannosyl-oligosaccharide 1,2-alpha-mannosidase MNS1-like. Gene Ontology annotation, cellular component: endoplasmic reticulum; Golgi membrane. Gene Ontology annotation, biological process: carbohydrate metabolic process; mannose trimming involved in glycoprotein ERAD pathway. Gene Ontology annotation, molecular function: calcium ion binding; mannosyl-oligosaccharide 1,2-alpha-mannosidase activity. The record is from RefSeq and is a predicted model, not a curated record. NCBI's taxonomy places the organism in Eukaryota, Viridiplantae, Streptophyta, Magnoliopsida, Rosales, Rosaceae.
GCUCCAAAAGCAAAAAGCUUUCAUUCUCAUUUCUCCCUCAAAUCUCACUCAUUUUUCUUUUAAUUUUUAUUUUUAUUUCUCUCAACAAAUAAAAAUAAACCCAAAAAUGGGAAAAAAAUCGUUGUCUUCUUCAUCGCAAUCGUGGUGGUGGAGAGGGUGGAGAUAUCUUCACCCGCAGCAUAACCUGAGGAGGCCGCUGCUGUUGGCACUCUUCAUUAUCUCCUUCGUUGCUCUCACAUUUCUGCUCUCUGGCCUCGAAUCUCUCAGUGUAGAGCACCAGUUAGUGGUUUCGAGGUUGAAUAAGGAACUAAUAACUUUGAAGAAUCAGCUAGAGAAUGUGAAGAAGCAUAUACGAAGUUGGAGCAUUGUUGAGGAGGAGGAUGAUCCUCUCAAUGUUGAACGAAGAAGAGCAGUUAAAGAGGCUAUGAUUCAUGCCUGGGCUUGUUACGAGAUGUACGCAUGGGGUCAUGAUGAACUCCAGCCACAAACAAGAGAUGGUGUUGAUAGUUUUGGCGGUCUAGGAGCAACUCUAGUGGAUUCUCUUGAUACAUUGUACAUAAUGGGUCUUGACGAGCAAUUCCAAAGAGCUAGAGAGUGGGUUGCAAAUUCGUUGAAUUUCAACAAGAAUUACGAGGCUAGUGUCUUUGAGACAACCAUAAGAGUUAUAGGUGGACUUCUUAGCGCAUAUGAUCUCUCUGAUGACAAAGUGUUCCUUGAAAAGGCUAGAGAUAUUGCAGAUAGGUUGCUCCCUGCGUGGAAUACACCCUCAGGAAUCCCUUAUAACAUAAUAAACUUGAGAUAUGGGGAUGCCCAUAACCCUCGGUGGACAGGGGGAAAAAGUAUUCUGGCAGAUGCUGGUUCAGAGCAGCUUGAAUUUAUUGCUCUAUCUCAGAGGACAAAGGAUCCCAAAUACCAGCAGAAGGUGGAAUAUGUCAUUGAAGAACUUCAUAAAACCUUCCCUGCUGAUGGAUUGCUUCCCAUAUAUAUUGAUCCUCACACUGGAAUUACCUCAUACUCAAAAAUUUCCUUUGGUGCCUUGGGUGAUAGCUUUUAUGAAUAUCUACUCAAGGCUUGGAUACAAGGGAACAAAACUGAAUCCGUAACGCAAUACAGAGAAAUGUGGGAGACAUCAAUGAGAGGUCUGAAAAGUUUGAUUCGGAGGACAACACCAUCCUCAUAUGCAUAUAUAUGUGAGAAGACUGGAAGCUCGCUGUCCGAUAAGAUGGAUGAAUUAGCUUGCUUUGCUCCUGGAAUGUUGGCUUUAGGAUCUACCGGCUAUGGCCCUGAUGAAGCUGAAAAGUUUUUAUCCCUUGCUGAAGAGCUUGCAUGGACAUGUUAUAACUUUUACCAGACAACACCUACAAAAUUGGCUGGAGAGAACUAUUACUUCCCUGCUGGACAGGACAUGACCGUUGGAACAUCAUGGAGCAUUUUGAGGCCGGAGACGGUGGAGUCACUUUUUUACCUCUGGCGUUUAACUGGGAACAAAACUUACCAAGAAUGGGGUUGGAAUAUUUUCCAAGCAUUUGAAAAGAACUCUCGAGUAGAUACAGGAUAUAGUGGACUUAAAGAUGUGAGUUCAGGUGAGAAAGACAAUAUGAUGCAGAGCUUCUUCCUGGCAGAAACGCUGAAGUAUCUCUAUCUCCUCUUUUCACCUCCAUCGUUUAUCUCUUUGGAUGAAUGGGUUUUUAACACAGAAGCCCACCCUCUAAGGAUCGUGACUCGACCUGCUAAUGGAGAGACUUAUAGUACAAUUGGACAAGGUAGAUUACAAGAAAGGUUCCAUGGUAGGAAAGGUCGGUCAGGAUCUAAUUAGUUCCCAUACUUGAUAAACUUCAAGUCCAUAGGUCCCCAUUUUCAACCAGAUUUGAAGGCAGUCAAGCAAUUCAGUUAUGUGGGGGUGAUGGUGAAUGGCUUUGCCGGAAACAGAUGGACUGUUCUUCAGCUCCUACUUGGUGUGUAACUAUAGACUCUAGAAUAUUAGAACGGGUUCAAUCCUCUGUAUUUCUGUUCUGAUGAUGUGCUUAUGGCCAAAAUCCAUGAUUUUGUUUCAGCCCUUCAUUCUCUUUUCAAUAUAAAUCCUAAACCCUAUAAACCUCAAACCCUUCGAUUAAGAGAUUUCGUUUCGGCCAUAAGCAUUGUAUCAUCACAGAAAAUUUGAGUAGAUUAUCCUAUUUCUGUUAGAGUAUUAUAGCAGCAUUGUUGUAGUUGCAGAGGUUUACAUCUUAGGAUCAGAAACAUUAAGGAUGCCAUGUAAUAAACAUUCGGAUGAUUCAAUACCAUAUAUAACACGUAUUCUGUGA